Messenger RNA from Globicephala melas (long-finned pilot whale), 4603 nucleotides. RefSeq names its product DEAH-box helicase 33 (gene DHX33). Gene Ontology annotation, biological process: positive regulation of transcription by RNA polymerase I. Lineage: Eukaryota; Metazoa; Chordata; Mammalia; Artiodactyla; Delphinidae. Gene Ontology annotation, cellular component: intracellular anatomical structure; nucleolus. The record is from RefSeq and is a predicted model, not a curated record. Gene Ontology annotation, molecular function: double-stranded RNA binding; ATP binding; helicase activity.
UCCGCGAGAACAGCUUUUCUUAGGUGUUUCUCCCCGUCUUUCACUCGUUUCUACAACAAACCUGACUGCCUUUUCUGUUCGGGGCCAGGAGAGGGGCCUCGGAGGAGUCAGACAAGCCCGUUCUGGAGGUGCUCACAGCCGGUGCGAGUGACUCGCGCCUUCGGCAAAGACUCGCCUUCUGUGCGGAAGGGUAGAGGGACGCAGCGGGAACUUUGGGAGCUUGGAAGAGUGGAUCUGAGCCAGUCGGGGAGGGAGGCGUUGGACGCAGAGGAGAGAGCCUGCAGCAUAAGAGACAAAGUGGAGGCGAGAGACGGUCCGGUCUGACGGAAGUAGCAGUUUCUGGUGCAUGAAUUAAGAAGCAGAGUUGAGGGCCGGGGACCAGUUACAAGGGGCUUUGAUCCCCAACGUUUAAGUAAGAGGAGCUCCUGAAGGACCGAGAGGAUGAGCCUCCAAAGAGGUGAAGGAGAUCCAGGAGAGCUGAUAACCUAAGGAACAGAGUUGUAAGAGGAAGGGAGUGAACAGAUGCAACAAUGAAAAUGGGGACCCAAAAAGUGCCCACUGGAUUGGAUGCGAGGGGAAACCGGCUCUGGGAAGACAACGCAGAUCCCUCAGUACCUGUAUGAAGGGGGGAUUGGCCGCCAGGCCAUCAUUGCCGUGACCCAGCCUCGUCGAGUGGCUGCUAUCUCUCUGGCUACCAGAGUCUCAGACGAGAAGAGAACCGAACUCGGGAAGCUGGUUGGCUACACGGUGCGCUUCGACGAUGUCACCUCGGAGGACACCAAGAUCAAGUUCCUGACGGAUGGCAUGCUUCUGCGCGAGGCCAUUUCAGACUCCCUGCUUCGGAAGUACAGCUGCGUCAUUUUGGAUGAAGCCCAUGAACGGACUAUCCACACGGAUGUGCUCUUUGGGGUGGUGAAAGCUGCCCAGAAGAGGCGAAAGGAGCUGGGGAAGCUGCCUCUCAAAGUGAUUGUGAUGUCGGCCACGAUGGACGUGGACCUGUUCUCCCAGUAUUUCAGCGGAGCCCCCGUCCUCUACCUGGAGGGCCGGCAGCACCCGAUCCAGAUUUUCUACACCAAGCAGCCCCAGCACGAUUACCUGCACGCGGCCCUGGUCUCUGUCUUCCAGAUCCACCAGGAAGCCCCCUCCUCUCAGGACAUCCUGGUGUUCCUCACUGGGCAGGAGGAGAUCGAAGCCAUGAGCAAGACCUGCCGGGACAUUGCCAAACACCUCCCCGACGGCUGCCCCUCCAUGCUGGUCCUUCCUCUCUAUGCCUCCCUGCCCUACGCCCAGCAGCUGCGCGUCUUCCAGGGGGCCCCGAAGGGCUGUCGCAAAGUGAUCCUUUCAACCAACAUCGCUGAAACCUCCAUAACCAUUACAGGAAUAAAAUAUGUAGUUGACACGGGCAUGGUUAAAGCAAAGAAGUAUAAUCCCGACAGUGGCCUGGAGGUGUUAGCUGUGCAGCGGGUGUCAAAGACUCAGGCCUGGCAACGCACAGGACGGGCUGGCAGAGAGGACAGUGGUAUCUGUUACCGGCUCUACACGGAGGAUGAGUUUGAGAAGUUUGAGAAGAUGACGGUGCCAGAGAUCCAAAGGUGUAACCUGGCGAGCGUGAUGCUGCAGCUCCUCGCAAUGAAAGUCCCAAACGUGCUCACCUUUGACUUCAUGUCCAAACCAUCUCCAGAUCACGUUCAGGCAGCCAUCGCCCAGCUGGAGCUGUUGGGUGCCCUUGAAAACAAGGACGGCCAGCUUACCCUGACUCCAAUAGGAAGAAAGAUGGCGGCUUUCCCGUUAGAACCCAAAUUUGCCAAAACCAUCCUCCUGUCCCCCAAAUUCCACUGCACGGAGGAGAUACUGACCAUCAUCUCCCUGCUGUCAGUGGACAGCGUUCUCUACAACCCCCCCUCCCGGCGGGAUGAAGUGCAGGCUGUGCGGAAGAAGUUCAUAUCCAGCGAGGGCGAUCACAUCACCCUGCUUAACAUCUACCGGGCCUUCAAGAACACAGGCGGAAACAAGGAUUGGUGCAAAGAGAAUUUUGUCCACAGCAAGAAUAUGAUGCUGGUAGCUGAAGUCAGAUCACAGCUGAGGGAUAUCUGCCUAAAGAUGUCCAUGCCGAUCCUGUCGUCGCGAGGGGACACAGAGAGCGUCCGCCGCUGCCUGGCGCACAGCCUCUUCAUGAGCACCGCCGAGCUGCAGCCCGACGGGUCCUAUGCCACCACGGACACCCACCAGCCCGUGGCCAUCCACCCCUCGUCCGUCCUCUUCCACUGCAAGCCGGCCUGCGUCGUAUACACGGAGCUGCUCUUCACCAACAAGUGCUACAUGCGCGACCUGUGCGUGGUGGACGCCGAGUGGCUGUACGAGGCUGCCCCCGACUUCUUCAGGAGGAAGCUGAGGGCCUCCAGGAACUGAGCCGCCCGGGGCGGGAGCUGGGCUGCAGCUGGCCUCGCCGCGGACUCUCAGGCUGGCACCCAGAGAGGCCGCGGUCGUAUCGGGCGGAUUAUGCCCGGCCUCUGGGAGCUUGAAAGCAUCUUUGUCUAAACUCCUCAAACUGAACCACACAGACAUGCAGCGACCUUGGAGACUUCAAAAUGAUGCUUUCAGUUCUUGCUGGGCGACUUUGGGUGACUUAGUUAACUUCUGAGCCUCAGUUUCCCUAUCUGCCAAGUGGGGGUGAUAAUAAUAAUACUUACAGGGUUGGGGUCAUGAGGUUUAGAGCAAAUGAAAGGAAAGUACCCAGAGCUGUGCCUGCCCACGGUAAACACGCCGUGGAUCGUGAGCCGUGGAGCUUGGUUGCUGUUACUGCUUUUCUACAUGAUGUGAAGCAGGUACAACAAACCCCGCUGAGUUCCCAAGAGUGAGGGGGAUCAUCUGGAAAGGGGACCACCAGAUGUCACAGAGCUGUUGACCUGGGAUCUGUUUUAACUUCUAUCUGCAUAUGGACUUUUAUAACAGAAAACGCAAGAGAUUAACUUCUGUUUCAGGAGGGAGGUGCUUUGGGGCCAUAAACACUUGAGCCUAAGGUGCGUCUCUGAGCUGAGCUUACGGCAUUUCUCCUCUGGCCCUGCGGUGGGCGGAGGUGAGAACACAGGCAGCUUUGGCUCAUCCAUCACCUCAUCUAGUGUUUAUGUUCUUUUAUCUUAUUUAUUUCCUACGGUCAUUUUUUCCUUCUUAGGGACCUGGGGACAGCCUGGCUUUGCCACUCGCCCCUCUCUAGCCCUCAUUUUCCAUAUUUGUCAGAGGGGAUUAGAGGGUCUCCACAGUCUCUUCCUGUUUUCAUAUUUUGAGGAGGGAAAAGACACCAAAAGUCCUUCUUAGCUAUUUAAUUAUCAAAAGCAAAUAAUCUUUCCCCAGAGAAUGCUAUGCCCUAGAAGAUGCCAAGAUUUAGCCCUUUUAUUGUGCUUAAUUGGUCAGAACACACAUGUGCAGUGUUUUGGUUAUUCCUUUACUUAAUAGAGGCCUAGGAUGUUUAGGGUUCAAAAGGUAUUGGUAAAAGAAAAUACAAUUUUUAAUAAAAUGUUCAAAAGGUAUUGGUAAAAGAAAAUAUUGUAUUUUUAAUAAAACGUUCAUCCUGCUGGUAAAAAAUUAGGAGUGGGGUAAUUUACUAUGUUCCUCAGCAAAUUAUAUAGAGGUAUUCUCUGGGGCAAGUAAAAUUUAGCUUUUAAUCAUUUAUGUCCAGCUCAAGUACCUGAACCGUUUCAGGAAAUGUAUAUUUUUUCUGGCAGCAAUUAAGGGGUAAAUAGCGUCUAUGUUUCUGUACAGAAAUAUGUUUGUCACUAACAUUCUGGUAGAGUUUUCAUACAGUAGUUUUUUAUUGGGCUUUUUAAAAAGUUAACUUUUAACAUAGCUGCUCAGGGAUUAAAUCAGAUUGGAAAAGCCGGUCUGACUCUCCGUAUUACUACAAAGAAAUCCGUGGUUGUUUACAUUGAGCUGCAGGGGAUAGAUAAGUACACUUUAAACUUUCUUAAGAAAGUUAAAUGUUUCACAGUGAUGUUGCAAUCUAACCUUGAGCUUCUCUUUUCAAUCCUACAAUCUCCAGUGGUGUGCCACCUUUUUUCCAACCUGUGAAAUCCAUAUCUAGGUGAAUCACUAGCUCCCUUGAGCAGCUUCAUGUAAAUAGAUGCACUCCAAGCAGAUCCCAUGCCUCAGAUGUUUGUCUUCUGCUUCUAGUAAUCAUGGAGUGUGAAACCCCCAGAGCAGCAUAGAUCUAAGAACUGCCAACACCCAGUUCUUGGUAAAAACCUUUGGUAAAGAGAUGCCAGAAUGGAGACAGGUUUUUGCUCUGUGGAUAAGACAGGUUAUGUACUGUGAUGCAUAAAUCCAUUUAAUCCAGCUGUGAAGAAAUGCUUAGAACUGUGGCCAGGCAUCUAAGAUACCAUUCCUUGUGCAUAGAAGGAAACACUGCACCUGUGGGGAAGCAAGAAUUUUAUUAUAUUUUAUUUGAUCAGAAUAUUAUAACUUGCAGCAAAAAAAAAUCUAGUUGGUUCAGGUUUAUGUUGUAUUUUGAGAGUCUGUUCUUGUUCAAACAGAGAUAGCUCUAAAGAAGCACUGGCUCUUGCAUAUAAUGCUCAGAUUUGCACAUGACUAUCAAGUCCAUUAAAAGUGA